UUGAACAAGUUCUGUGCGAAUGUGCAAUGGUUUCUUUUAGCAUGCGUCGAUUCAUACUGUCCACCUGGCAAAUUUUGCCAGGAACGAGUAUUCCCUUGUAAAAACCCACCUUGCCGCCCGAUCCUGUUCUGCCUACCCAAUGAAGAAAAUGGUUGUGCACGACACAAAUGCCCAGCGAAUGAAGUAUGUGUGGAAAGAGUGGAGCCUUGCAUAAACAAAAUCUGCAAAAAGAUACCAUCUUGUGCCAAACCUGGAACUUGUGAUGCCUUGGUCUGCCCACCUUCGCAACACUGCGUCGCCAAUCCUAAGCCAAGAUGUGAGACGGUGAGACCAGUACGAGCCCCGAAACGAUUGGACAGCUCAGCCAUGAGAAACUGA
Molecule: messenger RNA, 378 nt
Organism: Cylicostephanus goldi
Lineage: Eukaryota; Metazoa; Nematoda; Chromadorea; Rhabditida; Strongylidae
Source: the annotation of a GenBank genome assembly